AUGUUCCGAGGCAAAACAAUAGACGAACCACCUCAGCAACUUGAUACUCAAGUCAUCGUGGACGUUACCUUGGCUAUCGAUAACGAGCCUGAUUGGCAGCUCGGCAGCAGAGUCUCAGUUGAAGAUUUUACGAGGCUCGACGAACGCGAGACGCGAAUGCCGACAUUCUGCAUGUGUUAUAACGGUGCUGAAUCCGAAGGUCACUGCGGAUCAGACUACGUCUUUAAAGACUUGAAUAUGAGGUACUCCGGGAUCAAUGCUUCAAUUUCGGACCAUGGUGGACUUCUACGGCCUCGGAGGGCUGAAGAUUUGAAAAAAGAGGAAAUCAUAUUGCUCCCAAACUGGGUGCAUGCUUUCGUGUUGCGCAGUCGCCAGUGGGUAACAUUGAAUACUGGAGACCUUUCCGAGGUUCAAUUUGAAAACAACUUUGAUGAACUCAUGUUCUCUUCCAGUCACAAGCGGACCAUAGUGGCUCUUGUGGAAACCCACGAGAACGCGAGGACAAGAGUUGGAAAGACGUCAACGGCUGAGUGCGUGGCGGACAGGACCAAGAGGCCACUGUUCCCCAUCACCUGUGGAGAUAUUGGAGAGUCAGCCAUGGAAGUUGAGAAGAACCUUCACCAUAAUUUUCUCCUGGCCUACAAAUGGGGCUGCGUCCUCUUGCUCGAUGAAGCGGACAUCUUCCUUGCUAAACGGAACAAGACUGAUCUGAGGCGCAACGCUGUCACCAGUGUUUUCCUACGCAGUCUGGAAUACUAUGCCGGCAUCCUAUUCUUGACGACCAACCGCGUGGGUGGCAUCGAUCCAGCUUUCAAAUCACGAAUCCAGUUGAGCCUGUAUUACCCACGGAUCGAUCUCGAUGCUACUGUGAAAUUAUACGAGGUCUUUCUCAAGCGAGCUCGCGAUGAGCAGACAAGGAUCGGAGUCACACAGUUCAAGAUCAAGCAGAAAGAGAUCCUGAGGUUUGCGUCGCGACACUAUCGACGACUUCAGAAGGAGGGUUACAAUACCUGGAAUGGGAGACAAAUACGCAACGCCUGCCAAACGGCCAUCGCACUUGUGGAGCACGAGGCCGUCCAUUUGAAGGCCGGCCAUCCAAUGCCUGUGCUGGGAAAGAGACAUUUCGAGACCGUAGCCGAAGGGUCAAAAGAAUUCGAUCGUUACCUGAAGAGGACUCUGCAAGGUGGAGACGACGAGAUUGCCAUGAGGGACCAAUGGCGAAACGAUUACUACCCGGAGGCCGAUAUCACGCGGCCUUCGUCGCUGAAACCUCUGCCUAAAGCGUCUUCUUCUCGCACUGCACCCCCGACUGUGACGGAGUCAGAGAGUGAGAGCAGCGAUGAUUCGGACACUGAGAGUAAGGAUGACGAGGACGGCAACAUUAAGCCUGUGGCUGGAGGUGGCACUGCUCAUUUCAAGUUGGGCGCUGGAGUGGAUGUGGACGAAGAUGAGAUUAGCAGUGCUGAUUUCAAGGAAUAUUUGAAAUUCAAGGCUCUCAUGGGGAAGAACAAAAAGACAUAG
Messenger RNA from Diaporthe citri, 1521 nucleotides. RefSeq lists its product as uncharacterized. Bases 1 to 1521 code for a protein of 506 amino acids. The record is from RefSeq and is a predicted model, not a curated record. The transcript has 3 exons. NCBI's taxonomy places the organism in Eukaryota, Fungi, Ascomycota, Sordariomycetes, Diaporthales, Diaporthaceae. Gene Ontology annotation, molecular function: ATP binding; ATP hydrolysis activity.